AAAGCUGUGUCUCAGAUGGAUGUUAGUCCAACACAUCAGACACGACCUCUGCAGCUCUCAGCUGAUGUGCACAUGAAUGAUUUGUGUUUCCUCUGCAGGUGAAGGUAGAAAGUGUGUGUGAGCUGAUGUGAAUUGAGCAGCAUGGAUCAGUGUGAGGACAGAGAGGAGGGAGUCCCUCCCUCUAAAAGCACUCUGUGUGGGGAACAUGAGAGCCAGACCAAAGCUCAGAGGAACCAGCCUGGACCUCCACCCAGCUCUGUGUCCUUACAGAGUGACGGGUCUAAAGGUGUACCCAUUAGUUUUAAAGUCCAGCCUGUGUCUGCUGCAGAGAGAGUGGACCAGCAGAGCUCAGAGGUUCCCAGUAGUCAGUCUGCCCAGCAGCAUCAAACACAGCUGGACUCCAUAUUUAUGCUGCUGGAGGACAACAUGAUCACUUUUGUGAAGAACGAGCUGAAGAAGAUCCAGAAGGCUCUGAAUCCAAAUAAGCCCCAGUGCUUGGAGUUUCAGAGGGAGGAUGAUGAGCAGAGGAUGAGCAGAGAGGCAUUUGUGAAGAUCACAGUGGACUUCCUGAGGAGAAUGAAGCAGGAGGAGCUGGCUGACCGUCUGCAGAGCACUGCAGUUUGUCAUCGUAAGCUUAAAUCCACACUGAAGACGAAGUUCCAGUGUGUGUUUGAGGGCAUCGCUAAAGCAGGAAACCCAACCCUUCUGAAUCAGAUCUACACAGAGCUCUACAUCACAGAGGGAGGGACUGCAGAGGUCAAUGAUGAACAUGAGGUCAGACAGAUUGAAACAACAUCCAGGAAACCAGACAGACCAGAAACAACAAUCAGACAAGAAGACAUCUUUAAAGCCUCACCUGGAAGAGAUGAACCAAUCAGAACAGUGCUGACAAAGGGAGUGGCUGGGAUUGGGAAAACAGUCUUAACACAGAAAUACACCCUGGACUGGGCUGAAGACAAAGCCAACCAGGACAUCCAGUUCAUAUUUCCAUUCACUUUCAGAGAGCUGAAUGUGCUGAAAGAGGAAAAGUUCAGCUUGGUGGAACUUGUUCAUCACUUCUUUACUGAAACCAAAGAAGCAGGAAUCUGCAGCUUUGAAGACUUCCAGGUUGUGUUCAUCUUUGAUGGUCUGGAUGAGUGUCGACUUCCUCUGGACUUCCACAAAACUACAAUCCUAACUGACCCUAGAAAGUCCACCUCAGUGGAUGUGCUGCUGAUAAACCUCAUCAGGGGGAAACUGCUUCCCUCUGCUCGCCUCUGGAUAACCACACGACCUGCAGCAGCCAAUCAGAUCCCUCCACAGUGUGUUGGCAUGGUGACAGAGGUCAGAGGGUUCACUGACCCACAGAAGGAGGAGUACUUCAGGAAGAGAUUCAGAGAUGAGGAGCAGGCCAGCAGGAUCAUCUCCCACAUCAAGACAUCACGAAGCCUCCACAUCAUGUGCCACAUCCCAGUCUUCUGCUGGAUCACUGCUGCAGUUCUGGAGGAUGUGCUGGAAACCAGAGAGGGAGGACAGCUGCCCAAGACCCUGACUGAGAUGUACAUCCACUUCCUGGUGGUUCAGGCCAAAGUGAAGAAGGUCAAGUAUGAUGGAGGAGCUGAGACAGAUCCACACUGGAGUCCAGAGAGCAGGAAGAUGAUGGAGUCUCUGGGAAAACUGGCUUUUGAUCAGCUGCAGAAAGGAAACCUGAUCUUCUAUGAAUCAGACCUGACAGAGUGUGGCAUCGAUAUCAGAGCAGCCUCAGUGUACUCAGGAGUGUUCACACAGAUCUUUAAAGAGGAGAGAGGACUGUACCAGGACAAGGUGUUCUGCUUCAUCCAUCUGAGUGUUCAGGAGUUUCUGGCUGCUCUUCAUGUCCAUCUGACCUUCAUCAACUCUGGACUCAAUCUGCUCGAACAGAAACAAACAACCUCCAAGCGUUUUAGCUUUUUAAGCAAAAAAAAAUCUUUUCACCAGAGUGCUGUGAACAAGGCCUUACAGAGUCCAAAUGGACACCUGGACUUGUUCCUCCGCUUCCUCCUGGGUCUUUCACUGCAGACCAAUCAGACUCUCCUACGAGGUCUGCUGACACAGACAGGAAGUAGCUCACAGACCAAUCAGGAAACAGUCCAGUAUAUCAAGGAGAAGCUAAGUGAGAAUCUGUCUGCAGAGAAAAGCAUCAAUCUGCUCCACUGUCUGAAUGAACUGAAUGAUCGUUCUCUAGUGGAGGAGAUCCAACAAUACAGGACUUCAGGAAGUCUCUCCACAGGUAAACUGUCUCCUGCUCAGUGCUCAGCUCUGACCUUCAUGUUACUGUCAUCAGAAGAAGAUCUGGAUGUGUUUGACCUGAAGAAAUACUCUGCUUCAGAGGAGGCUCUUCUGAGAAUGCUGCCAGUGGUCAAAGCCUCCAACAAAGCUCUGUAA
This is a messenger RNA of Oreochromis niloticus (Nile tilapia), 2403 nucleotides long. Its product is annotated as protein NLRC3-like. The transcript has 5 exons. Bases 142 to 2403 code for a protein of 753 amino acids. Lineage: Eukaryota; Metazoa; Chordata; Actinopteri; Cichliformes; Cichlidae. The record is from RefSeq and is a predicted model, not a curated record.